GAGAUGAGCGGAAGUCGAUGGAAAUAGCCAGGCCAGACUGAAUCUGACAGCCUGUCGCUGGGGAUCCAAACACUUCGGACCUGGUGGUUUUUCUUUGACUUGAAAGUCCGAAUGGUGUAAAAUGAGAAGAUACGUCAACAUGGUGCACAUUUCGGAGCAUCCACAGUCGACGCCGAAACUCCGGGCGUCACUUUUCGCCUUUCUUCUCUUGCUUGUUGUCUCCCUUGUUGACGCCAGCCGCCGUCCGCCACGAAGCGUCACCCUCUCGACGGAGGAAACGGUAGAAACUUACGACAAAUACUACAAUUAUGUUGACCUGACCGGACGUUUACAGGCCUUAGCUCAUAAGUAUCCUCACAUAGCUAACCUGUCGAGCAUAGGUCUGUCUGUUGAGGGCAGGCAGCUCUGGGUGAUGCGGAUCACCAAGGACCCCAACGGAGACACACCGGGGAAACCUAAAUUUAAAUACGUUGGGAACAUGCACGGGGACGAAACCGUGUCCAGGCAGGUGCUGGUGUACGUCGUAGAGUACCUGCUGACUAAAUAUGGAGAGGAAUCGCGUAUUACUGAGCUGGUGGACACCACGGAUAUUUACAUCAUGCCCAGCAUGAACCCCGACGGCUUUGAGAGGUCCGUAGAGGGCGACUGCGGGGGCCAGUACGGGGGUCGAAAUAAUGCCCACAAUAAGGACCUCAACAGAAGCUUUCCUGACCAGUAUGCUGGGACAAGUGCUAACCCAGAGACUAUCCCCGAGGUAAUGGCUGUGAUCAGAUGGAUCCAGGAAAAAAAAUUCGUGCUGUCAGGGAACCUGCAUGGUGGCACUGUGGUUUCCAGUUACCCUUUUGAUGACUCUGCCUUCCACCAGCGGAAUGGCCACUACAGUCAAUCAGAGGAUGACAGCCUGUUUCGCUACUUGGCCCUGGUGUAUUCCCAGAACCACCCUGGGAUGAAGACUGGUGAGCCCCACUGUUCCGAUGCACCUGAAGAAACUUUUAAAGAUGGCAUCACCAAUGGGGCUCAGUGGUAUGACAUUACUGGUGGGAUGCAGGACUACAACUACCUGCAUGGUAACUGUCUGGAAAUCACCAUGGAGUUGAGCUGCUGCAAAUAUCCUCCUGCUUCUGAGCUCCAUAAGGAAUGGGAUCUGAACAGGGAAUCCCUAUUGGCCUACAUGGAAAAGGUCCACAUAGGUGUCCAUGGUUUUGUGAAAAAGGCCAUCAAUGGUACCGCCCUUGCCAAUGUCAGCAUUGUGGUGGCAAGCAUUCGCCACAACCUGACCACAGGACAUAAUGGGGACUACUACCGCCUUCUACUCCCAGGAACAUACAACAUCACAGCUGUGGCCCCAGGGUACAUACCAAUGACAGUCCACAGUGUUCUGGUCGAGGAGGGCAAAGCCCAAGAACUGAACUUUACUUUGGCACCUGUGGUCAAUGAGGGCUCAGGUGGCAUCACUGUGACUACAUACGCCAUGCCAUCCAACAAUGAUCUAAACCUCUCCACCACCACCAACUCUUCUGACUCCACCCAGCACCGGGUGGCACCUGAAGCAACAAGCAACAACAGCCCCCCUAUACUUCCACCUAUACAUCAGCCCAUCCAGCCUCAGGAGUUUCGUCACCACAGCUACUCAGACAUGGAUCUGUUCUUGCGCAAGUACAGCAGCGAGUUCCCCUCUAUUGUCCAUCUUUACAACAUUGGCCACUCCGUGGAAGACCGUGAGCUCUAUGUGAUGGUUAUCUCAGACAACCCCACUGUCCAUGAGCAUGGUGAGCCAGAGUUUAAGUAUAUAGCCAACAUGCACGGUAAUGAAGUGGUGGGCCGAGAGUUAUUGCUCAACCUCAUUGAGUACCUGUGUCGUAACUAUGGUACUGACCCGGAGGUCACUGAGUUGGUCAACAAUACCCGCAUUCACAUCAUGCCUUCUAUGAACCCCGACGGAUAUGAGGUAGCCACUGAAGGUGAUGUGAGGGGUUACAAAGGGCGCAACAACAGCAACAAAUUCGACCUGAACCGCAACUUCCCAGACCAGUUUUUUAUCAUCAAAGAGCCCAGACAGCCAGAAACUAUAGCUGUGAUGAACUGGGCGAAGAGCAUCCCCUUCGUCCUGUCAGCCAACCUUCAUGGAGGCUCCUUGGUCGUCAACUACCCCUAUGACGAUGACAAAGACGGGCUAUCGCAGUACAGCCGUUCGCCUGAUGAUAAAGUCUUUCAGCAGGUCUCUAGAGCCUACUCACAGGAGAAUCCUUUGAUGCACAAUGGACACCCUUGUGUAGACCUGUACCGUGGGGAAUAUUUUAAGGAUGGCAUCACCAAUGGUGCCAACUGGUACAAUGUUCCAGGUGGCAUGCAGGACUGGAACUACAUAAACACCAACUGUUUUGAGGUGACCAUCGAGCUAAGCUGUGUAAAGUACCCCAUAAGCAAAGAAUUGCCCAAAUAUUGGGAACAAAACCGACGGGCCUUGCUUCAGUUCAUACAACAGGUUCACAGUGGAGUAAAGGGCACAGUCUCUGACUUUGAGGAUGGCACAGGAAUUCCCAAUGCCACCAUUAGCGUGGAGGAGAUAGACCACAAUAUCACCACAGCUCGCACUGGGGACUACUGGAGGCUGCUUGUCCCUGGGACUCACUAUAUCACCGCCUCUGCCCAUGGUUAUACACCUGUCAGGACCUACGCCACAGUCUCAAAGGAUCAUGUAGAGUUGGUGGAUUUCAGACUGACACGUUUCCACUCAGACCCUAAUGGCCAGUCUCCCAAGGGCCCCCAACCUACACAGAACCCAUCUGAGAAGGCAUUCCAGAGCCUAAUCAAGGACCUCUCUCUAGGCCAGGGUUUGGAGCAGUUGGUCAGCAGCACGGCCACGGAGAACAGCUUCCGCUACAGACGCUACAAAGAGCUCUCUGGCUUUGUGAGAGGCCUCACGCUUAACUUUCCCAAAAUUACAGCUUUACACAGUUUAGGCCAAAGUGUAGAGUUUCGAACCAUUUGGGCUUUGGAAAUCUCCAACAGACCAGGGGAAGCUGAACCUUCUGAGCCCAAGAUCCGCUUUGUAGCUGGAAUCCAUGGCAAUGCCCCUGUGGGCACAGAGCUGCUGCUGGAGUUUGCUGCCCUCCUGUGUAUCAACUAUGGCAAAAACCCAGUCAUCACUAGGCUGAUCAAUGAGACUCGGAUUGUCAUCGUGCCUUCUAUUAACCCAGAUGGACGUGAACAGGCUAUUGAGAAGCAGUGCACCUCCACCCAGGGCUUGAACAAUGCUCAUAACAAAGAUCUGGACACAGAUUUCUUUGGCAAUGCAUCACAGCGUGUGGUUGAGGCCCAACCAGAGACCAGAGCCAUGAUGGACUUGAUUCUAGACAAGAGCUACUCUCUGUCUGUUGCCCUUGAUGGAGGCUCCCUUGUUGCUACCUACCCCUAUGACAAGCCUGUCCAGCCUGUUGAAAAUGAGGGCACAUUGAAGUACUUGGCAAGUGUUUAUGCUAACAACCAUCCUAAGAUGCACCUCGGGGACACUGGAUGUACACAUAAUGGGCAGAUGGGCAACAUCCCAGAUGGAGUUAUGAGGGCUGCAGAGAGACAAAGUCACAUGGGAAGCAUGAAGGACUUCAGCAUGGACUUUGGUCACUGUCCAGAGAUCACCGUGUAUAGUGGCUGCUGUCUCUUUCCUCCUGCUGAGCAGCUGCCCACACUCUGGGCUGAGAACAAGAAGGCUCUCCUCAGCAUGUUGGUGGAGGUCCAUAAAGGGGUGCGUGGCGUGGUGCGGGACAAGAGUGGAAAGCCUAUUGUUGGGGCAAUCAUUGUACUGAAUGGGGGAGUGAGAGUCUUUACUGCAGAGGGCGGCUACUUUCAUGCACUGCUGGCUCCUGGCAACCACAACAUUGAAGCCGUUGCUGAUGGAUACCAACAACAACGUCAAGAGGUGGUGGUGUCUUCCUAUGAAGCGGCUAGCUCCAUCGUCAUUGAGUUUGACAUGGACAACAGCAUCUUUGGCCUGCCCAGAGCGUUUGUGGUGGCCAGUGCGGCCGCCUCCAUGACGGCGUUGGUAGUGACGGCGUGCAUCAUCUGGUGCGUGUGUGCAGCCAAGUCUAAUCGUCAAAAAGAUGGCUUCCACCGCUUGCGACAGCACCGAGAAGAAUAUGACGAUGAGAUCCGGCUCACCUCCAUGGGCUCCAAGAAGUCGCUGCUCGCCAAUGAGUUUCAGGACGAGAGUGAAAGCGACGAGGAGACACUGUAUGACAACAAAAUCUGAGGGCCAUUGCACAAAUGUGGCUGUUGGCUCACUAUUUUAUUUUGUUCUCUCCCUUAAAUUUAUCCAACAAGGAACAGUUUGAACUCUAGACGGCAUCUUUGUCUCUCUUUUAUGACGGAAAUAUAAGAGUGAUAAAGACUCUUUGUUCUGUUAUAACAACAAGGACUCACUCCCAGUCACUCGGUUAUUAGUGCUACUAAAUUAUUACUUUAAGAGCAUCCUGCUGGCAUCUGGACUGAAAGGCAUGCUCCAUCUCUACCUGACCGGAUCAGGAGAAAUAGACAAAGAGACGGCGAUUUAAAAGAGGGAGAGAAAUAAAUAUUUGGUCCACUGUGGCCCUCAUCCAGCCAUCCAUUCAUCCAGCCAUCCAUCUUUAAAGCAGCUUUUGAGUUCUAAAUUUCUUUUGUUUCUGAGCCACGCUAGAGUGCUCUUAUAGAUCACCACCUUUCCUGCCUGGCUGAGGGGUUCCAGCUGAUGAGUCUAAAUUAACGCUUUAAAUUGGACUUGAUGCUACAUUGAAGUGUCCGAGCCUUUGGGAGACUGAAUCCAACACUGUGCCUUGGCUUCUAGUUUACAGUCCGGUCGGGCUGAAUUUUGUGACGCAAAGCAGCAACAUUAGGAAUAUAUAAUAUUUCAUCCCUCCUAUACUCAGGUGGCAGGGAAAGUAAGACGUUAUGAUUUGAAGGACUGCUGAGUCCAGUGUUGCACUGUUUCUGCACAGGUGACUCAAGGCCGUCUGGGCUCGGUUCAGUAGUUUUUGUAUUUUCCCAGUGAGUCAAUGUUGUGGCCAAAACUAUCAUGAUGGGAUUUAGAGCUUCAGGGGAAUCUGUUACCAAUGAAAUGCUUGAAUGAAACCCUUCCCAGUAAGUGCAGGGUGCUCUAAUGUAUGCAUUGAGGUCACUUGCACUAAAUGGAAAUCAUUUGUUUUGAUUGUCCCAUGUCAUGGGCCAAGGCAAUUAGUUUAUAAAUAUGUAAUCAUAAAAAUGAAUGUAUUUGUUAUCCCUUUUUUGUUUGUUAUUGUAGGUUAAUUUCAAACUGUCUAUGGAUAGUUGAGUGUGCCCUGUUUUUAUUAUGGAUGUGCAUUCUCACUGUCUCAUAAAAAGGAAUAUGAAUUCAGUUUUCUUUUCAAUGUUUUAGUGUUUAUUCUCCCACUAACUAAUUACUGAUCACUGUCUAGCAAUCAACGUCGGAGCCAUCCAGCUACACAAUUUAAAGGUCCUGUGCAAAGAAAUUUAUGGAUCAUAAUCCAUUUUACUGAGAUGUGGUUGAAAGCUGAAAAAAAAAAAAGCUAGCAAAUUGACCUUUUGAGUUGAGGCUUUUAAAAAUACUACACUUGGGUCAAUGUUACAUGCACUGUUAAUUAUAUCCCUUCAGGCAGUCUUCAGGGAUGCUGAAAAGUGGCUUCAAAGAACAUCAUAGUUUGGUGCGAAAUAAUAAUUUGCAAUUUCUCUUGUAAAUUAAAGAAGCUCAUUUGUCAUUCCACAACAUUUGAGGGGUAUAAAAUCUAGGGAGCAGGUUUUUGUGCAGACAUGUAAGAGAGAGACCUCUGUGUUGGUAAUAAUGUCCAUGCACAGAUUUAACUUAAGCAUCUUCGAGUAAGUAGAACUACCAAAACAAACCAAACGCGGGUUUCUUUACAUCACAAAUCAUGUGCAAAUAUCUUAAAUUAAAUUAAAACUGCUGCACUGGAUCAUUAAAAUAAGCUCUUGGGAAUGCCAUGCAUGUUUCUCCUCACACUUUUUUUGAAGGAAUAGACUCUUGUUCCUGAAAUAAUUUGCCUUGAUUUCUAAUUUGAGAGAAGAUUAUUUUCUUCUCUUUUUAUCAAAUGCAGCUGUCAUCAGUAAAGUUAAAAACCUAAUACCUGCAUCGGGAGACCAUUUUGUACAUUCUUUUUCUUAUGUCUGUGGAUGCUUGUGUAUGAAUUUUUAAAGUUGAGUGUGUCAGGGUCACAGUGUUGGUGUGAAGAUUUUAUAUGAACUGGAAUCAACUGUAAAUAAUGUUUGACAAAUGAGAAUGGAAAAAUAAAUGCAAUUCAUGUUAACCAUGAAUUUACACCAAA
This is a messenger RNA of Cyclopterus lumpus (lumpfish), 6308 nucleotides long. RefSeq names its product carboxypeptidase D, a (gene cpda). The coding region runs from base 122 to 4249 and encodes 1375 amino acids. Gene Ontology annotation, molecular function: zinc ion binding; metallocarboxypeptidase activity. Gene Ontology annotation, biological process: proteolysis. The record is from RefSeq and is a predicted model, not a curated record. The transcript is spliced from 21 exons. NCBI's taxonomy places the organism in Eukaryota, Metazoa, Chordata, Actinopteri, Perciformes, Cyclopteridae.